Messenger RNA from Mycosarcoma maydis (corn smut), 1668 nucleotides. RefSeq lists its product as uncharacterized. The record is from RefSeq and is a predicted model, not a curated record. Lineage: Eukaryota; Fungi; Basidiomycota; Ustilaginomycetes; Ustilaginales. Gene Ontology annotation, molecular function: sequence-specific DNA binding; DNA-binding transcription factor activity, RNA polymerase II-specific. Gene Ontology annotation, cellular component: nucleus. Gene Ontology annotation, biological process: regulation of transcription by RNA polymerase II. The transcript has a single exon. The coding region runs from base 1 to 1668 and encodes 555 amino acids.
AUGGCUGUUGCACAUCGUCACGACGGAGUCGGCCAGUACGGCUUCGGUCAGCAUCAUCUCGGAAUGGCGCCGCCACCCUCCUCCAACUCGUUUGGCUACGAUCGGAGGCCAAAGAUGGAAAACCCAGCCGAGCCCGUGUGGCCGGUUCCCCGCAUCCAGCAUCAGCCCCAGCAAGGCAAUGCCAUCGACAGGACUAGGGACUCGGGUGGAUUCGCCAACAGCUUCUCGCAGCCUGAACUAACACGCCAACAGGGCCACACAGCCAACUACACGUACGAUGGCUCGUCAUCUGCGCUUCGCAACCCCGUUGUUUAUAGCCAACCAGCUCAAGCCCCCUGGGGAAUGGCAGCACAUUCCUCAGCAGACUAUGCCGAGUAUCCCACAGCAUCCUUCAUGGCUCCAAUGGGCCAACGGGCCCAGCCGCCGAUGCACUCCCCGGCGCCUUACGUCGGCAGUGCCAAUGGGGCGUACGGCGAUUCCGCUUUUGCCUCGGGAAGCGAUCCGUAUUCCAAGGUGAUGGGUGGCGGAUCUGCACCAUCCAUGGGCGGCGCGUACGAGCACACGACUGAGACACUGUGGCCAUUAGGUCCCACCUCGCUCGACGCCUUCGCCGGUAUGCCUGCUCCAAACGCACGGCUUACGCUCACAUCAACAGCGGACAAAAACAGGUUCAAAGCUAGAUCUUCUCUGCCUCCUCCCAAGCAGUUUAAGUGUUCGGCGUGUGAUGCCAUCUUUAGUCGCAACCAUGACCUUAAGCGCCACGCUCGCAUCCACUUAGCGGUCAAGCCAUUUCCUUGUGGCUUCUGCGACAAGGCGUUCAGCCGCAAAGACGCCCUCAAACGUCAUGUCUUGGUCAAGGGCUGCGGAAUCGGCAACAAAAAGCCGAGCGAUAAUCGCAAGCGCGCCGCAACUUUAUCCAAGCUUGAAAACACCAAAAGUGGCAGCUCCAACCGAGCGCCUUACGACGAUUCUCCAUCGCGAGACUUCACCAACUUCCGCGAUGAUCUGCACUACCAGGGUCAGCAGCAGCCUCAAGGAUUCCAGGGUGAAGCUAGCAGUUCGCGCAGCUUCCCGGGUCGGAUGGAUACGUCUUGGCCGUCAACGCUGGCCGACGGCUCGAAUCCUGGCCUCAAUGCAGACUAUGCCGCAAACCGUGGGGGAACCAACGAAGAGCGGACGCAAUCAUCGCAUGGUACGCAGUUGCCGUCACAGGCCGGACUUAUUACGUCGUAUGGCUCGCAACAGCAGACUCAGCCAUACCCCAACUUCGGCAUGGGCGGCGAGGACGCUUUCCAACAGCAGCAACGGCCGCAGCUAGCCGGUGGCCUCGUGAACGCAUUUAACUCACCAGAAGCUACAUCUGUCUCAUCGCCUAACGAUCCGCACGCCAAGUCUGCUUUGAGUGGCAAUGCGGGCCUUCUCACUGGCGAAGGACUCGAUAGCAAGGUGGAACCUAAAGCGAUCUCGAGGCCUGGGAGUGCUAAUCUUCCCGCCUCCGCACCGUACAAUGCUCAGCAACUCCCUGUCGCUGGCAGCUACUCCCUGGCACCUAUGUUGUCGCCUUUGCUUGGAGGACCCGAUCAAGGCUUGGGUAAUUUUCACGCGUUAAAAAGGCAGCAGCAGCAGCAACCAUUUGGACCGUACUUUGGCAACAGCGCAGCCAGCUGA